Molecule: messenger RNA, 2754 nt
Organism: Saccoglossus kowalevskii
Lineage: Eukaryota; Metazoa; Hemichordata; Enteropneusta; Harrimaniidae
Biological process (GO): adenylate cyclase-activating G protein-coupled receptor signaling pathway; cell surface receptor signaling pathway
Cellular component (GO): plasma membrane
Molecular function (GO): G protein-coupled receptor activity
Source: RefSeq, a predicted model, not a curated record
AUGCCGGAAACACUAAAACUACGAAUGCGUGUGACAAUCUUUAUGCGAGGAGGAAAUAAGCAUAUAUUUGACUCUGGGGUGUUAUUAAUAAAUACAACGGACGCCACAUGGCAAUAUUCCUACUUAGAAAUACCGCUAGUCACAACACCAGCUAGCCACGGCAUUAACAAUACAGAAUACGAAAACUCUACUAUCGGAACGACCCCGUUAACAAUAACAGACUUGACAACCAGUUCUUCAAAUGGCACUGGGACGUCUUUAAACGCUACCGCUCCCCCGCCAACAGAAUCCAGUCCAGCACGGACCGUUGAGAUAUACGAUGGUUAUUUUACGUCGCACUCUUUCGAAGACCAGUCUCAGAAAGAAUGGAAUUAUCUAAUCACGCAUUUUCGAUUUAACGGGACUCUAGUCAUCGAUGGUAGCGUAGAGGUACAGAUUAUCGGUGAACACUCGCUCUCAAUAGAGAGUGAGACCGGUGAUAUCACCAUUAACAGGAACUUAAUUCUUGACGGCGAUAUCGGAUCAAACGAAAAUUAUAUAGAUUUCCUCGGUGGAUAUGCAGGUAAUCGAGGACCCGGAAGUGGAUACAAUGGAGACUUUCCUGGCGGAGGUGGUCAUGGUGGCUACGGUGGUGGGUGGUACAAUGACAACGGCACGGUGUAUGGCGGUGCGUAUGGAAUUAACAACGAUCAUGACGAGUUGAUAUUAUUGGGAGGCAGUUCUGGGGGAGUACGUGUCUCAAUUGAUGAUAACUCAACUGAAGUACGUUACGCAAGGGGUGGCGGAGCGAUAGAGUUAAAGAGUCCGGGAAUCGUAAGAAUAGGUGGACGAAUUUCUGCCGUGGGGCAGUCUGCCUCGCAGUCAGUCAAUUCCACAUAUCAGUGCGCGGGAGGUGGUGCCGGUGGCAAAAUUCGAAUAGACUCCAGCGCAGUCGAACUCCUAUAUAAUGGGCAACUGUAUGUUGGUGGAGGAGACGGUAGUUUUGUACCCGAAAAUAAUACAUACUGUGGAUGUGGCGGAGCCGGUGGUGUCAUUGAAGUUUUGGUCAGCGAAGAGGCAAAUGGAUACCUACCAAGAAUAGAGAGAGAUGUGCCCGCUGGCCUUGGCUUUCCACAUAAUGGUAACAGAGGAUAUUUGUCUAUUAAAGCAAAUAAUGGUGUUGGUAACGGCGGUGGCGGUGGUGGGGGCAAUAGCGGUGGCGGUGGAGGAAGUGGAACCUCUGGCAACAAUUGCCCGACUGUUAAUCCUAUAGGUGUUACUGCAACAGCAUCGCCAAUUCAUAGACAUUGCCAAAAUGUUUUAGAGUGUGACAUUCUAGCGCAGUUACUGGAUACCCGUGGCGUCACGCCGUACGACAUCAAUAUCUACAUAGCAGCCCUACUGAGACAAAUCCGAGAAUCAAAUCAAUUGACGGUGACCCAGCUUGUUCGCUUUAUCGAUACAAUGAUACGACUAGUUGAAAUGACGCCAUUGGACAUGUUAGUAUAUCCAAUGGAUAGGGAUAUUUACAUUGAAGAUGAUUCCAGUCGCGCAGUCAGUGGACCAAUUAUCAUGCAAGCUACCGAGGACAUUUGUCUGUUGAUAUCGGAUAAGCUGGGUGAUCUCGAGGAUGAGAGCCCCGGUAGAUUGUCAUUUGUGACCGACGCUUUCGUAAUGGAAAUCGAGAUAGUUGAUCAGCAGUCUUUCAGUGGUACGAACUUUCCCGAUUAUUCUGUUGCCAUAUUCGAGGAGGAGAAAUGGAGACGUCCCUUUGCUCUUAUUAACGUGCCGCCGGUAACUUCCGGUCCUCUGUCAGUGCCUUUAAAAGUGGUAAGCAUUCUUUAUGCUAAUUUAGCUCCGGCGUUACCUGGAAUUCUGUUCACAGAUGUGAGGCUGAAUGAGUCGUACGCUGUAAACAGUCGCGUCAUCAGCUCUAGUGUAAAAAACAAUAUCUCAGAAGACAACACAGAAUUUGAGGAUGACGUGAAAAUCACUUUGGAAAUAAUAGAGGCAACAGCAGAUGAAGACGAUAUUAAGUGUGUAUUUUGGAAUUACUCUGUUCCUGGGACGGAUCGAGGUGGUUGGUCCACUGACGGGUGCACCGUUGGUGGCGUCAACGACACUCACGUGAUUUGUCUGUGUAACCAUCUCACCAACUUUGCUGUGCUACUCAAAUUGAAGGACACUCAGAUUUCAGCAGCUGAUUCGAUGGCACUGGAGAUAAUAACCUACAUUGGGUGUUCGUUAUCACUCUUUGGACUGUUACUCUCUAUCUUAACUAUAGCCUUCUGCUUCAGGGGUUUGAAUUAUGAAUCGGCGAGUAUCAAUAUGAACUUGAUGGUCACUUUAGGGUUAGCUAACAUCGCAUUCCUAGCAGGAGCCGACGCUACCUGGAACCAGUCGCUGUGUACUGGGGUUGCCAUGGUACUACAUUACGUCUACUUAGCAGCGUUUAUGUGGAUGUUAGUAGAGGGUAUGCACCUGUACUUACGAGUUACCAGGGUAUUCAGUACGGGUAUAUAUCUUAAGUUCUACUACCCUAUUGCUUACGGAUUGCCGGCAGUAGUUGUCGCGAUCACGGCCGGCGUAGAUAUUACCUCCUAUGGCUCUGAGUCCGUGUGCUGGUUAUCCGUACACGAUUACAGCAUUUGGGCGUUUGCUGGACCCGCUCUCUUUAUUAUUGUGGUAAAUAUCGGUAUCUUGGUCGUGGUGAUGCACUCGUUUUUGGCAGUUAAAAGUAUCGCCAAGAAACCCAAAAUUGACCAAGCAAAGUGA